GAGCACCCGACCCCGCGCUUGAUUCGCUUGUUUGGCGCCGCCCCUCUCCCCUACAAGCUUCCCUCGAUUCCUCCUCAUCCACUCCUCGAGCGGCUCCGCUAGACCCGCGCCCGGAUCUCCUCCUCCCCGUUCGUCCUGCUCGCCAGGAGCCCGAGUCCUUUGGGUUUCCCCUCGCCCUUGCCAUCCAGCACUGGAGCCGCCCUGCAGCUUCGUUCACUGCGAUGUUCGUCCGCCGUGCCGCCAUGUUGCAGCGCCACCGGCUUCGACCUUCGCCUCCCCCACUACAAGAAACCUGUUAAUCCAUGACGGAUUUUCGGUGAUAAUUUCAAAAUCGUCAUGAAUAGCCUAGUACAGCACCGCAAGCCCGCCAAAAGCCUGCCAUAAGCCCUAAACCUUUCUCCGUAUAAAGCCUAACCCUAAGACACACCCGUCCCUUAUCUCUUUUCUCCGUCCGCCACCACCACACACCGCAUCUCCUCGCCCCCGUCCUCCACCACCACGCAUCUCCUCGUCCCCGUCCUCCUCCUCCACGCCUCCUAUCUUCUCCACCCCGUCCUUCGCCUCCACCUCCCCGCCUCCAACCGAUGAGGGCAGCCAAGAUCCAUGGCAACGGCGGCUAAAGCGGCCCGAUGGAAGCGGAAGCCAACCAUAGCCGAUGUGGCGAGCAGCUGCUGCUCGCAAGAAACGACCAGGGCCAUGGAUCUACCGCAGGGGCCUUCUACUCCGUCUCCCAGGCCGCGCAGCUGCCUCGCCAUCCGGAGAUUCGGAUAAGCCAGCGCGGGACGAGGAAAGGACGACCACCGUGACUUGUAGGAGGCACAACCUCGACCUUGCUUGGGACGAAGACGCCCCACACAAGAUCAGAAGGAGCUCUCGUCUCUCCAGUUCCAUGGACGGUGACGACCGGCACCCCACGCUCGAGCUCGACAGCGAGAUCGUCCGCCCCGACCACCAUGAUUCCCCACACAACAAGGUAUGAUUGCAUAGUGGGCUACUUGGUGCUUCCAAUAACAAUUAGCAUGACAUGAUGCAUAGUGUCCAUCAGGAGGGCCGACGACAAGAUGAAUAAUAACUUUAGUAGUUUAAUUGUUCUCUUUGUGUGAGCUGGAUUGUACUAUUUUCUAACUUUGUUGGGUGAUAUUUUGUCAACCUAUAUUGUAAAAUUACCAUUUCCCGAAGGAUUUUGUAAACUUCUAUAUUGUAAAUACAUGUGGAUGAUUGCAUAUUGAUUCAUAUAUGUAUGUAUGAAA
Messenger RNA from Triticum urartu, 1250 nucleotides. NCBI's taxonomy places the organism in Eukaryota, Viridiplantae, Streptophyta, Magnoliopsida, Poales, Poaceae. The record is from RefSeq and is a predicted model, not a curated record.